AUGGCCAAACGUUCUCGUGACACCGAUGCCAACCCCCAGGAAAAACGGACCACAGAACCCCCAGUCAAGAAGAGGAAAGGCUUCUCAGUUGGUCCUGCAAACCUGCCUGAUGGCACCUACCGUCGUAAAGCCCAAAAGAUAAAGUCUGACCUGAUCCAAAAGGCCAAAGUAAAAAAGGCCUAUGCCAAAAUCAAAGCCAAGGAACUCGCGUCGGCACCUAAAAGACCAAUUUAUGCGGCCGAGGAACAUGCGGAGGGUGAAAUCACCAGUGAUAACAUCGUUGAUCCUGCACCGGCGUCUUUGGAGCUACAUCCAGAUCGACAGGCCAUGCUGAACGAGCCCGUGCCGGAACGACCACCCAGACCUGAACGGUCACAGGACCAUAACCCCCGUGGACGCCGAAACAGAAGAAAACCCAAGCUGUCCGCUUUCGCGAAGGAAAUGGAGAUUGCGGAAAAGCGCAGGAAAGAGGCGGAGAGGCGCAGAGAAGAACGGGAGUUUAAGAUUAAAGACCGUGAGGCCAUGGCCAGGGCGAAGAGGCCUGCUCCGGACGGCAAAAGAAAAUUGGGCCGGGAGAGCAAGGUCUUGCUCAACAGGAUUCAACACAUGGUGGGUCAAACGUAG
Molecule: messenger RNA, 624 nt
Organism: Aspergillus fumigatus Af293
Lineage: Eukaryota; Fungi; Ascomycota; Eurotiomycetes; Eurotiales; Aspergillaceae
Exons: 2
Coding region: 1-624 (207 amino acids)
Source: RefSeq, a predicted model, not a curated record